Cladophialophora psammophila CBS 110553 is the source of this 396-nucleotide messenger RNA. RefSeq lists its product as uncharacterized. The transcript has a single exon. Lineage: Eukaryota; Fungi; Ascomycota; Eurotiomycetes; Chaetothyriales; Herpotrichiellaceae. The record is from RefSeq and is a predicted model, not a curated record. The coding region runs from base 1 to 396 and encodes 131 amino acids.
AUGGCCGAAAAGACAACGUGGAAUGUCGUGCUUGAUGACCGUCCAGACUUCGCAGCCGCCAUUCUCAACUCAAUGGGCCCAAUCUUCAGCGUCCCCAUCUAUCUAGUGACGAUCCUUCUUCUCCAGUAUCGAUAUGCAUUUUUUGAUCGUCCUUGGGCCAAGGGACUCCUUUCAAUCGCGCUUGCUGGGGGAUUCUGUGCUUUGCUCAUUGUCAAAUUGCUCUGCCGGCUCUGGGGCCAGGUCCUUCGGAAUAAUCUCCCCUAUUGGACACCAACCGUGGCUCAUUUGGACAAUGAUGGUGAUGUAUGCGUGGGGCUGCGGUGGCUCUACCGCCACAAGAAAUUGCUCCUCAAGAACGACGAAGGCCGCCUUGCCUCUCACGAAUUUGAUGAAUAG